Molecule: messenger RNA, 1243 nt
Organism: Poecile atricapillus (Black-capped chickadee)
Lineage: Eukaryota; Metazoa; Chordata; Aves; Passeriformes; Paridae
Gene: HBEGF
Product: heparin binding EGF like growth factor
Exons: 6
Coding region: 110-730 (206 amino acids)
Biological process (GO): epidermal growth factor receptor signaling pathway; positive regulation of mitotic nuclear division; positive regulation of cell population proliferation
Molecular function (GO): heparin binding
Source: RefSeq, a predicted model, not a curated record
CCGCCGCCCGCAGCUUUCUACCGGCCGCGGGGCCCCUGUGCCGGAGAACGGGCAUCGCUGCGGGACCGAGCGGAGCACGGCAGCGGCUGGACGUGUGUGCCCGUGGGUCAUGGACGGGCGGGCGGUGCUGAUCCAAGCGCUGCUGGCGGCAGUGUGCUCGGCGGCGGCGGGCGGGCUGCGCCGGGACGAGCUCCACAACGAGGUGCUGCACAAGGGCGGCGGCGGGGUGCCGGUCCCGGCCACGGCCCCGCUGCUCGGCGGCAGCCCGGAGAAGGAGGGAGGCGGAGCGGCCUCGGGGGACGACUUCAGCGAGCUGCCGAGAGUUGCCUUCCUGUCAAAGCCUCAAGGCCUCGUUACUCCCAAGAAAAAAGGGAACGGCAAUAAAAGAAGAAAAGGCAAAGGUCUGGGGAAGAAGAGAGACCCGUGCCUGCGGAAGUACAAGGAUUUCUGUAUUCACGGCGAGUGCAAGUACAUCCGAGAGCUGGGAGCUCCCUCUUGCAUAUGCCAGCCAGGCUAUCAUGGAGAGCGCUGCCAUGGCCUCUUGCUGCCGGUGGAGCACCCUCCCAGCGCCUACGACCACACCACAGCCCUGGCUGUCGUCGCUGUUGUCCUGUCCUCCCUGUGUCUCGUCAUCAUCGCAGCCCUGCUGAUGCUCAGGUGUCACAAGAGGGGUGGCUACGAUGUAGAAAACGAAGAGAAAAUCAAGCUGGGCAUCACUGUGAAUCACUGAGGAUGCCAGGUGCUGGCGAGGGGCCGGCACUGAUGCACUUCUACCUCCUGGAAGAGGCGAGACCGCGGCGCCAGCGGCACGGAGCUGCGGCACGCUGGGGGCUCGCUGGAGCGCCAGGACGGCACGGGCGGGGCUGCUCGGGCAGCGGCGGCACUGCGGCAGCUCCAUGGCCAUCUCCGGGACGGAGCGGUGCUGACCGGGGGCACGGGGGCUCUCCGGCGGCUCUCCGUCCACUGCAGUGUGUGCCGAGGAACAAGCUGUGAAAGAGAGGAGACCGGGCUCGGGGCUUCCUUCGCCGCAGGAGGGAAGGGGGGUGGGGUGGGGAGGGUAACAGCUAUUUAACAAGAUAUUUUUCAUUUUAAAUUAUAUAUUUAUUUUAGAUAAACUGUACAUAGUAUUUAUAUUUAUUGUAGGACUGGCCCUGCAUCCUUCAUGUACGUCAAGAUGACAGGGUCAGACCUCCCUUAUUUUUUAAGUGCAAUGUAAUAUUCUAAUAAAUAACACUUUGUAACA